CGGAGGCAGUCAAAGAGGAAAUUCGCGCACGGUUGAAGUCUCUCCCGUAGUUUGUGCCUGGAUACAAUCGUCGUAGCGCAUUUAAUUUGCAAUAAAGGUGAGGCGAAUAUGGCGACGUUGGGACCAGACCCUCGUCCACAUUCCCAGCUCGCGUCUACCUCUAUACAAAGUAACAUUAGCGGCAAUAACGUGCCAACUAACCGUGGCUUGGAAAGAGCGUUGGAAGAAGGAGCGAACUCCGGUUUUUUUAACCUCAGCGCCAGGAAACUCAAAGAAUUCCCUGGGACAGCAUCUAACUUUGAUUUAUCAGAUACAGUGGAAGCAGACCUGUCAAGGAAUCGUUUGGCAGAGGUCCCCUCGGAGGUGUGUCACCUGGUCGCCUUGGAAUCGCUGAACCUAUAUCACAACUGUAUCAAAACUAUUCCUGACACCAUCAUCAACCUACAGUCACUCACCUCCUUAAACCUCAGUCGGAACCAGCUGUGUGUUCUGCCAGCCUGCCUGUGUGGGUUGCCCCUACGAGUCCUCAAUGCCAGCAACAACAAGCUGGUGUGUAUACCUGAGGCCAUCGGUCAGCUCAGGAGCCUCAUGGAGCUGGAUGUGAGCUGUAAUGAGAUCACUGCUCUGCCCCGUCACAUCGGCCGACUCAAGGCCCUCCGAGAACUCAACGUCCGCAGGAACCUGCUCUGUGUCCUUCCUGAAGACUUGGCGGAGCUUCCCCUGGUGAAAUUGGACUUUUCCUGUAACAAGGUGUCUACCAUCCCAGUGAGCUACAGGAAGAUGGCCCAGCUCCAGAACCUACAGCUGGAGAACAACCCCUUACAGAGCCCCCCUGCACAGAUCUGCAUGAAAGGCAAAGUUCACAUAUUUAAGUACCUGAGCAUCGAGGCAUGUCGAAGUGACAAGAUGCCUGAUUCUCUCUACCUGCCUGUCAUGGAGCGCCUCAGCCUAUCACGACCCGCCACCGGCAGCACGGAGGACAUUGACCAGAAUAAGAAACAGGACACUGACUCAGGAGUUGGCAGCGAUAACGGGGACAAGAGACUGUCUGCCACCGAGCCUUCAGAUGAGGACAGCUUGAGUCUCAAUGUCCCCAUGUCCCACAUCACAGAGGAGGAGGGGCUAAGCAAAGACGACUCCAGCGAACACAUCAGCACUCUAACAGCGGACCCCCACGGGGACGGGGUGCAACUGAUAGAGGAAAGCCCAACAGAGGCCCUGAAAGACCUGAAGGAACAGUUAGGCUACAGAGACUCCUCUUCUGCUCUCAGCAACCGCUUCCGCAGCUACAUCAAGGGACGGACGCCAGACUACGACGAGCCCCUCAGGAUAGAGGAAGACACACACUGGGCCUCUGAACAGACGUCAAAGGUCACAGAAGGAACGCACAUUGCCAUGAUCAACCAGCUGAAGGAGGCUGUAGAGCUACUACAAGACCCUAACAGAGUGAGUAUGGAAACAGAGGACCUAUCUGGAGUUCAGCUUUACCCUGUUGAGAUGGUCAUGGUGGAAGACUCUCUCAAUGGCCAAGACAGUGACGGCAGUGAAGAACAAACCACACCCAAGUGGGACACUCCCGAUGGAGGCUUUGAGUUCCAGAAGAAACGAGAGUUGAUUCUAGAGCGGGCCAGGCUGGAGGCCCAGCUUGCAUACCAACAAUAUGAGACACAUAUGUCCAACCAGGGAGAAGACAGAGUUCCAGGCAGCGGUACCACGUUUACCAAUCCUCCCACCCCUCCCUUCGGGUUGAAGCCCCGCUCAGCCCCUGCCUCACUGCCCUGCUCGCCCCAGCCCUGUUUCCGCCCCCUCCUCACACAGGCCCUGUCCGUCGAUAAAGACACUCCCCCUAGACCAGGCGAUGGAGUCAUGCACACCAGUGUGUUCCUGAGGACCCAUAAGAGUCUGGAGUCUGUGGAUCCUCAGUUCACCAUGAGGAGGAAGAUGGAACAGCUGAGAGAAGAGCUGGAGCUGAUGGAACAACUCAGAGAGAGUAUAGAGAGCAGACUGAAGGUGGCUCUUCCUGAAGACCUGGGCUCCUCCCUCAUGGACGGGGUGGUGCUCUGCCAUCUGGCUAAUCACAUUCGCCCGCGCUCCGUGGCCAGCAUCCAUGUGCCCUCGUCCGCUGUGCCCAAACUCAGCAUGGCCAAGUGUCGGAGGAACGUGGAGAACUUCCUGGAUGCCUGUAGGAAGAUGGGCGUUCCCGAGUCGUCCCUCUGCUCAGCAUAUGACAUCAUCCAGUGUCACCUGCGGCCGAUCCGUGUCACCGUGUGCGCCCUGGUCGCCAUGGAGACCCCCACAGAGGGGAGGAACUCAGACAGACAGGGGGAGGACCCGAGUCCAAACCCAAGCCCUGCCCCAGAGGUGUCUACACAGGUCGCCUUGGUUCCAUCUCCCGCCUGGCAGCCCUGGGACCUGAUUGGCUCGAGCCUAGUACAUGUGUUCUGUCUCCUCCUGCUGUUUGUGGCCUAUAGCUGGAGCGAGCUGACGUAAUGCCACCUGUCAAUCUCCUGUCAAAGCCCCCCCUCCCGCAUGUGCCAACACAUCUCCGUCCGCAAUCCUCCUCCUCUUUUUUCAACCUCGUUUCUGUGCUCUUCUCCUCUGCCCAGAAAAAGCUGCUGACUCACUCACCUAGUGUGUCUCUCUUUUAUUCAUGCACACAUUACAGAUGCACACCAAUAAAUACCAACUCACAACCUCGCACACAUGCAUUUAUAUACUGUCCCCAUCAAUAUUGCACAUUCCAACUGUUGAAAGAAUCCUGGAGCUUGUACACAAGGGGUUUACCGGAAGACUCUUUACAACUCUUUGGCCAAUGUGUCAAAUUAAGCCUAUCAUGUUGGACUCUUGGCUUUAUUAAUGCCCUCUGGGGUCACAGACCGGGUUGUAUGGGGUAUUACACUGUCUCUUGGUUCCAUACAGCCUAUCUAGUUUGGGUCCAGGUAAGCACAGAGCAUUAAUAGGGUUCCUCUAUCAAGCUGGAUCUUGGCGCUUUUUAUUGGUUUCUCUCUUCAAGACACAUCAAAUACAGGUACAAUACUGUCUGCUCAAAGGAAAUAGUAAAGCUCAAUAGUGAUGCCAUCUAUGACACAAAGACACAACAAACAGUGUAUCAGUUUGGACCUAAUAAACACACCACUUAUGACUAGACUGUAAAAUGUCACUACAGAACACUGCCACUAAAUAAGGUUCAAUAAUCACGUCACUACUGUACAUCUUUACCACCCGACCAUCUACAGGUAACUACCAAAAUAAUGGAAACGCUUGAGUAAAUGAUGGAUACAAAAUAUAUUGAAAGCAGAUACUUCCACAGGUGUGGUUCCUGAGUUAAUUAAGCAAUUAACAUCCCAUAGGGUCAUGUAUAAAAAGGCUAGACAGGCCAUUAUUUUGGCUACUAUGGCAAUGUCCCCAUAGGAUGACAGAGCACAAGUGAUCACUGAGUGGUUUGAUGAGCAUGAAAACGAUGUAAACCAUAUGCCAUGGCAAUCUCACUCCCCAGAUCUCAAUCAAAUUUAACACGUAUGGGAGAUUCUGGAGCGGCGCCUGAGACAGCGUUUUCCACCACCAACAACAAAACACCAAAUUAUGACUUUUAUUUGUGGAAGAAUGGUGACGCAGCCCCCCAAUAGAGUUCCAGACAGUUGUGGAAUCUAUGCCAAGGUGCAUUGAAGUUGUUCUGGCUCGUGAUGGCCCAACACCCGAUUAAGACCCUUUAUGUUGGCGUUUCCUUUAUUUUGGAAGUUACCUGUACGUAACUUUCAUAUCGCUAUAGUUGAUUUACCCUGGGGGAGUUACAUGACUACAGUAUGUAGAAGUUUUGGGCCGACUAUUGUAUUAUUGUCGUUGUUCAGACUGUAGACUUAUUUUCUUACUUUAAAAUCUCAUGAAGAACCAUUGGAUGGAAGUUUAUUUUACCCAGCGACUGCAAUUGGUACACCAUUAUACUAUUAGUUCUGUGUGUUUUAACUCAGCCAUUGCUGUGAGGAUUUAUAAUGACUUGUAUAUCUGAUGGUGUGAAUGGAACUGGUAAUAAAUGUAGUUACCACCUCGCCUAUUUUGUGUUGCUGUUCUCUGAAGGAUGAUGCUGUUCAGAUUCUUCAUAAUGGUUAUCCAACAUACUCCUACACACACCUGUACUGUCUAUGUUCCCUCAUCACCAUCGUUGCAUUGAAAGGUCUUGAUUUACUUGUGUUUUGUCUGUCCCACUCAUUCCCGAUCUCCUCCCCCCACUCUGUUUGUCUCUUCUCUGUGGAUCCUCCACAGGAUAAGCUGUGUCUGCCUCAUCACAUACUAGAGGAGAAGGGUAUGAUAAAGGUGAGCAUGACAGUCCAGGCGCUCGUGGAUGAGACUUCAACCAAGCAGGCUCUCUUCACGUGAGAGGGAAGAAGACCAACACACCAACAUAGACACACCACUUUGUCAAAGUGAACCAACACAAGUUGCCAUUAUGCCUUUUCCAAAGGACUGUAGCCUAUAUCUCAGUCUCCCUUUCGUGAUUCUUACAACCAGGGUUUGAAGUUACACAUUGAUGCGUGGGGCACCCUGACAUUCAAAGCUGACAGGGGUGUCCACAUUGAUGGUUUUUAAUUCUUACGAGAGCAUCCAGCAGCCUUGGACACUCCUGUAGCUUGAACCCAACAGCUUCUAGAAUGCUGCACCGUGUGUGACUAUGCAUUUCACCCCUCUAUUCCUAAGGCCAGGUAUAUCACCCUCAGUAUUGAGAAUAAACACCAGACACUCCAGCGUAGCGGUCUCUCUGCUACAGCUUCCCUAUUUCAAGAUAUUUACAAUGAACAUGACUGAGAGUAUACAUUGAAAAGAAUCCCCCAAAUAUUUCACUAAUAGGUAAUAUAUUUUAGGUUUAGUUCUGUAUAUUGUAUUAUGUUUUACUUUUAAAUGGAUCUCUCACCACCUCUGUAGGGGUUGAAGUAUUGUCUUAACAUUAUGGGAACAUUGUGUUUUGGUUGUUGAAUCAGGAGUGGUUGUGGGUAUGUAACUCAGGGUAGGUGUGGGCUUACUACACUGUCAUGCUUCAUUCCGUAGCCUGCUUCUCGGUCUAUGGUAUUACUCUAACAUUGUGUGUGUGCCUGACUGCAUGCGUGCGUGUCAAAGAGAGUGACAGGAGUCAUAGUUAGUCAGAAUGAAAAAUAAGGUUUGCAUUCCCUAGUACAUUGUAUACUGCUAAAUAAACUUGAAGCGUGGGGUGAUGCUGACCAUGCUAGGUGGUCAUGUAGGACCUACAAUAUUAGCGUUUAAAAGUAACUGAUACAUUCACUGAUUUAGAGACUGUUAGCAGUAUCUGAAGAGUUGAUGCUUGAGCACCCAAUAUCCCAAAAAACAGCAGAACACUCCAAAAUAAGAAUACUAAGUGUGUGUGAGUGAGCAAUGGUGUUGGGUUUUGUAUUGUACAGAUAUGCAUUUUAUACAGCUUGGUAUCCAAAGCAUAACCUUUAGCAGUAAAAACAAACAAUGUUUCACUGGAUAGAUUUGACAGUUGCCAAAACUAAACUGUUUUUUCAGAGCACUUAUGAGACAGCAAUUCAUUAAAGCUAGAAUCCUUAAUUGAAACAAUGACAGAGGCCACCCCGACUUUGUUUUGGUAAAAAGCUGAGGGAUGGGUCUGAAUAAAUGUAACCACUCUCAAAUUCAUAGACAGCUAUGAAUGCAAGGUCUGACCAUCCAUGAUAUAAAAAUGAGUUUUAACCAUGUUUUGAGGCUAUACUGUGUUUGUUUACAAACAUUGGGAGUAAAACAAGUUUUUAUUCUGGGUUCCGAUGGGGUACGACAGUUUAACUAAGCUUGUGAGGCAUUUAUGAGUUAUAUUCAAGAAUCAAUCAAAUGGGUAUAAUCAUUCAUUUAUAAGUCCAAAAAUGGAUGUAGCAACUAAUGAUUCCAGCUUUAAUGUUUUUGAAUAUGGUUUGUACUAUUCCAAUGAUCUAAAUGUCUUUAGACGUAUGGUAAAUGUUAUGAAAAGUAGUGACGUGAAGUGUCAAUGUGGUGGUUCGUGCAAGUGGGUUUUGUAUUUAGAAAGUAUUGUAGUAGUAUAUUUCUUACUUUAUGGGGCAACCUGACCAAAUUCACAUAGAAAUGUGAGGUAUAGCUCUGUUAUUCUCAUUGAAAGGUAGAUCUGUUCCAUCUACGCUAUUUCUAUGCAUCCCGUUCUAAUAUCUCUAACACCAGCUUCAAACAGCUGAAAAUACAAUCGUUAUGGAAAAUAUUUCACAGCGGUUUAGAAGGUACAAUGAUUAUCUACGCUAUACUGGCUUGUUUUUUCAAAACUGAAAUUUGAAACCAGGAAAUGGCAAAGCAAUUUCUGCAUAGUGAAUAUUUUAAGUCACCACCAAACUCCUCAGGCAAAGUGAACAUUCUCUUAGCAAUGAGAUCACUCCAGAUCCUGAUUCUGAUGUAGAAUUCAAAGUAAAAAUUACAACACUACUAUUCAUGUAUAUAAUGUAGCUAAUAUUUAAUAAUUUACAAUUACUAUAUAUAUACACACAUAAAAUAUUAUGCACAGUAAUCCUACUUUAAUACUCAAAGUAAUUUCCUUUCCACCAAGCUAAAUAGAAUUACUCAGGUGCGAACAUUUGACUACCAGUAUCUCUUCUCCCAGUUAACAUUUCCUCAUAUUUUGAUGAUAGAAAAUAAUGUAUAAACUAAAAGGGAAAUAUGACAAGGAUAUUUUCUUAUGAGAAAGUGACUGUAGCUUAUCGUUUCCUUAUGGAGGUUUGGGCCGUGUGCUGCAAACCUGGCAGUUUAGAAACCUACAAAUUGUCAAUACUUUUAGUUCAUUGAUUAGUCAAGUCAAUCCCUUGGGCCUUCAGGUGUGUGUGGCUGCCUACAGGCCUGAAAUUAUCUGCACUUUAAAGAGACUGUUUUGGCAACUGACAAAUCUCAGAGCUCCAUUUUAAAUGUGUGUGACAUUUAUUUGAACUACACAAAUGUGCUAAAUGUUUUUACCAGUGUAACUAUUGACUGCUGAGUUGAGCAGUUUUGCCCUUUUCUACCUUUCUCUGUUUAUAGUCCUUAAAGCUUGUACUCGGUUUUGUAUUUUGAUUGGGAGGAAAUGUUUUUUUUAUGUUUAGGUUUCUUAAAAUUGACGUACCAUUUUGUACCUCUUAUCAUAUUGGUGUACAGCAAUUUGGAUUUUAUUGCAUGAAACACCCCUUUAAUGUUGCCUUAACUGCUGUGAAUAAUGUAUAUAUUUCAUCACUAUCAGUAAAGACCUUAUCUGUAAAAAGCA
Messenger RNA from Oncorhynchus tshawytscha (Chinook salmon), 7237 nucleotides. RefSeq names its product leucine-rich repeat and calponin homology domain-containing protein 1-like. Gene Ontology annotation, molecular function: protein binding. The transcript has 20 exons. Bases 109 to 2490 code for a protein of 793 amino acids. The record is from RefSeq and is a predicted model, not a curated record. NCBI's taxonomy places the organism in Eukaryota, Metazoa, Chordata, Actinopteri, Salmoniformes, Salmonidae.